GCUGUAAGACAGAAACGACAGCAGUUGGUGAACUCUGGAAAGAAGAGAAACGGUUUGAGGCUCAGCUGGAACUGCUCAGUAACUGUUAAAGGAAAGUUUGGAGAGAGAAAAGCUAGCAGAGAUGUGGAGACAGCAGGUCAAACAGCGACUGGAUGCAGCAGAGGAGCAGAGACACGAAAUACUGGAUGCUGCUUUCAGCCCCGAACAUCGGCUGCACACAUCAGAUGUUCGUCCCACUGCCGUGGUCAGAGAAGAUUCCCCGGAGGAGCCCAGCUCUGACUGGGACCCAGAACCCGUCCGGAUCAAGGAGGAGCAAGAGGAGCUCUGGGACAGUGUGGCAGGGGAGCAGCUGGACAUGAAUGAGGAGAUGGAGAGCACCAGAAGAAGAGUGAAGAGUGAGGACGAAGAUGAGGAGGAGAAGCCUCUGGUCUUACUGGGCGCUCUCCCCAGCAUCAGCUCAGUGAACCAGAUGAAGUCAGAAAGCGAUGAAGAGGAUGGAGAAGAAGGAAGAUCCAGAAGGAUCCCAGAUCCCAGCACACAUGGAGACACUUCCAGCUCUUCAGACACUGAAGUCAGCGAGGAGGAGGAGAGUGAUGAUGAGAACCACUCUGACGCUCAACUCAAGCCCUUGUCAGACUCUGAGGCUGAAACCGAAGGGAGUGAAGACGACUGUGAGGAGAGCGGCUUUCGCAAGGCGAAGGGGAGAUCUCACAGCAAACCUUGGAGCUGCACCGAGUGCGUUAAACGGUUCACCUCCAAGUGUUCCCUUCAGAGUCACAUGGCAAGUCAUUCACAACAAAGACCUGAUGGGAAGGAGGAGAAAUGUUUUAGUUGUGGCAUCUGUGGGAAAAGUUUCAAGAGAAAAAGUCAUUUAAACCUGCACACAAUAAUCCACACAGGGGAGAAACCGUUUGGCUGCGACGUCUGCAAACAAAGAUUCGGUCGAAAGUCUCACCUGAACAGACACAUGACCAUCCACUCUGGGGAGAAACCUUUCCAGUGUGAGAAAUGCGGCAGAAAGUUUGCCAGUAAAUGCCGCCUCAACUCGCACCAGAGAGUUCACUCUGACGAGAAACCAUUCGGCUGCGACAUGUGCGAGCAAAGAUUCAAGGACAAGUCGGCGGCGAACCGACACAUGAAAGCACACUCUGGAGAGGAACCAAUCAGAGAAAAGCAGUUUGGCUGCAACCAGUGCACUAAAAGGUUCACCAGUAAAAGUUGCUUGAAUUCACACUUGCGAAUCCACAGUGGAGAGAAACCGUUUGUUUGUGAUCUCUGUGGGCAGAAAUUCUUCUACAAGGCUAAUCUGAAAGCACACAUUCGGAUUCACACAGGGGAGAAACCCUACAGCUGUGACGUGUGUGGACAAGACUUCAGAUCCAAGUCCCAUCUAAACACCCACCAGAGAAUCCACACUGGAGAGAAGCCGCUCAACUGCGACGUUUGUGGACAGCGAUUCAGCCGUAAGUCGCAUUUAACCAGACACAUGAAGGUCCACACAGGAGAGAAACCCUUUGGGUGCGUUCAGUGCAGCAAGAGGUUCACCAACAAAACCGACCUGACCUUCCACCUGAGAAUCCAUACCGGGGAGAAACCGUAUGCCUGUGAUUUCUGCGGGAAGAGAUUCAUGGUCAAAUCGGCUGCAAACAAACACAUGAGAGUGCAUUCGGGAGUGAAGCCAUAUGGCUGCCAUCUUUGUGGGCAAAGGUUCACAGCGAAGCCCAGUGUGAAGAAACACAUGAUCAUCCAUACAGGGGAGAAACCCUUCUGCUGCAAUGUCUGCGGGUAUAGAUUCAACCUGAAGACCAGUUUAGACAGACACGUUAGGAUCCACACCGGAGAAAAACCAUUUGGUUGUGACGUUUGUGGACGGCACUUUAACCGCAAGUCCACUUUAAAUACACACAUGAAGAUCCACAGAGAAGAGUUGCCUAGAAAUGCAUCUUUGGAGGAAAUUUGAGUUCACAACUAACCCAACCAAUACACUUUACAGGUUUGUUUUGAAAUUGAUGUGAUUUGUGAACAGGAAUAAUAUUUCAUUUAUGGAAUCUGUUUGUGGAUGCUAAUACAGUUACAGCUUUAAUGAAAGGUAGCGGAUCAUUUUAGUUGUUUCUCAGGUUGUUGAGGUGUUUAUCUGGGAAAAUACAAACUGGUUUACCUGUAAUGUUUAUGGGCGAUAUCGGAUCUGGAAGGAAAAACAAACCUAAUAAACACUUAUCCUUGAGACCAGCUCCAUCUGAUCCACAGACAGAUGGAAAAGGAUGCAGUUCCUCCUUCUAACCACAAGUCCAGUUGAAUUAAUGGUUAGACUGAAGAGAAAACAGUCUGGUCACUUGGUGGAUUCCCUCCAAGCACAGGAUGGAUUCAGUUAGUGACUGAUUAGAGCAUUUAAGUCCUUUGAUCAAAAUAAGUUGGUUUGAUCUUGACUGUAAUGUGUCAGAGGAUCUUGUCAAAGGCCAGCCCCAAAAGGACUGGCUGCAGUAUGUUGUUACUGCCACAAGGGGGCAGUGACUGACAGAAAGAGGCUGACGUCUUGUGUACGAGUUCCUUCCGUCUGUAAAUAUUAGCUGUUAUUAGAACCGCUUGUGCAUUUUAAGUUGCUGAACUGAUAUUUAUUUGUAGUUUUAUAUUUAUUUUAAUAACCAGGCGCUUGUGAAAGGAACAUCAGCUGCUAAUUAAAAUGAUUCAGUUUUCAAAUAAUCAGAAGUUUGACUGAAAGCUCAGAAGAUCUGAACCGAUUACGGGUUUUACCAAUAUUUAUGUGACUCCAACCAGAAUCAUGCCUGUUUUCUGAUCUUCUGUUGCACACCUUUCCUGGUUCUGAUCCAGUUCUGACCCGGUCCGGUGCUCCACAGUUCAGCAGGAAGCCAUGUUGAUCUGAGACGGUUUCUCACGAUUAGCUCAGACUCAUCAUGCUGGAACCUCGUCCUUCUCCUGGUAACAGAACCUCAGAUCAGUACCGGUUCUGGACUCAAAGUGGUACCGACUCAUUUUGGCUUUUUUCUGUUCAUGUUUUAUGUUGAAAACGUAAAAUAAUCCAAGCUUUUUUCUAAGAUGAAAAUGUGAUUAAUAUUUAUUCUCCUUUAUUGAUGCUAUUUUGGAUCCACACCAGAAGCAGCUUGUUGUCUUAAUGAGGCUGUUUUAACUUCAGCUGCAUGUCGAUAAUCUGGAUUCUAACUCCAUAGCGGCUCGCGGUCGGUGCUAAAUGAUGCAGCAGGUCAGACCUCCAGAGUCGGGCAGUGACACAGGAAGGAAACGUUGAUGUGUGGAAGAGUUAACUUCCUGUAAACUCUCUGGCCUUAAGAACUGGUCUGAACGUUCUGAUUGGCUGCCGUCCUCCAGGAGCCCGCCCCUACCUGCUGAUGAAAGCGGUCUUUGUUCUGGCCGGGGCUAGCUUGGUUUCUUCUCAGGUAAAGACUUGACGCCUCAUGUAUGAAGCGUGAGCCACAUUUCACUCACGUCGGCUUGUAUAAAAAUGUACGUGGCGUGAAAGUUUACGUAGAUAUGCGUAAACUUUUGACCUGCCGUGAAAAUGUGCAGCAGCCAUACAAACUUUUGUGAACAACAAACUGCAAAGCACCAAAACUCACCUAAACACUGAAACCUGAAUUCAGUUAUUAAGACAAGAUGUUUUUUCAUGGUUUUAAUCUUUUAUUGUUUAAACUGAACCACAUUUAUCCUCAGAAAAUAACAUCACACACAGAAUAAAUCAAAUAAAAACAAAAGGAUGAGAAAACCUCAGUGGAACGUAAAUAGUAAGUUUCUUCAGUUUGGUCUCUUACAGCUGUAACGUCGGUCUGUGUGCUGAAUGCAUGAAAUGCCUGCUGUCUGCUUGGUCAUUUCAUUCUGACUGGAGAGAAAACAGGCUGAUCAGCAGAUGGAUCCACCAGGUUCGGUUCUGAUCAGGAGACGAUCAGGUCCAUCAGCAGCUGAUCCAGGUGAGCCGCUACCUGAGGAGCUUUGGCUCUGAUGGAGGAUUGAUCACAGAUCAGAUCCAUCUGAUGGUCGAUCAGCGUUUAGAUUCAUCCUGGAGCUCUGAGCAGAACUUAGAGCGGUACCAGCGGUACCGGUCAGCAAAAAGCAUCUCCAUUCUGUAAAUGUGCAACUUAUACACAUGAUUGCUCUAUUUAGAAUAAACGUCCACAUUCCC
Messenger RNA from Poecilia latipinna (sailfin molly), 4150 nucleotides. RefSeq names its product gastrula zinc finger protein XlCGF57.1-like. Lineage: Eukaryota; Metazoa; Chordata; Actinopteri; Cyprinodontiformes; Poeciliidae. The record is from RefSeq and is a predicted model, not a curated record. The transcript has 2 exons. Gene Ontology annotation, molecular function: DNA-binding transcription factor activity, RNA polymerase II-specific; RNA polymerase II cis-regulatory region sequence-specific DNA binding. Gene Ontology annotation, biological process: regulation of transcription by RNA polymerase II. The coding region runs from base 122 to 1960 and encodes 612 amino acids.